This is a messenger RNA of Rotaria sp. Silwood1, 1629 nucleotides long. Lineage: Eukaryota; Metazoa; Rotifera; Eurotatoria; Philodinida; Philodinidae. The record is from the annotation of a GenBank genome assembly.
AUGUCCUUGUAUGACGAGUAUAGGCAUCAGCAUGUUGUGGGAUUAGAAGGUGGUAUCGAUCCAGAUUAUGAUCAACUGAAAAAACAUCUUUCGGACACGUUUAGUAAUAUUCAAAUCUACCAAGAUCUCGAUGCAUGUGUCGACUUCUUAUGCAAUUUAUCUGAAGGUAAAACCAGAGUUUAUCUGAUUCUUCUUGGACUUCGAACAGCUUAUAUGGCUGAACUAAUAUCGGAUUGGCCACAGAUUGCUCACAUCUAUCUAUAUGAUCAAAAAAGUGAACAACCACUAUUAUCAAAUAACAAAUAUCUUCGAUUUUCUACGAACAGUAGUCGAAAUUUAUUCAUUUCAUUGGUGCGUGAUAUCGAACUCGAACAAGGUAUUCCUCCUGCUAUGACUUAUUUUACUUCGAAUACAUUGACAACCGAACGAUCCCUACGUGAUCUUUGUUCUGAUCAUCAAUCAGCGACAUUUGUUUGGCAUCAAUUGCUGAUCGACGUCAUUCGUCAACUUCCACGAAAGCUCAGUGAUAAAGAAGAGAUGAUCGAUUUCUUACGCUCCUAUUUCCAAGAUGAUAUUGUUCAGCAACAACACAUUGAUGAAUUUAUUGCAAAAUACGAGUCAAAGGAUGCCAUUCGAUGGUAUACUAAACCGGAAUUUCUCUUUCGUGUACUCAAUCGAGCAUUUCGUACGCAGAAUAUUGAUAACAUAUUCACACUUCGAUAUUUUCUUCAAGAUUUAUAUCAUCAGUUGGAGAAUGAAUAUCAAACACAACGUGAAUGGCUUGAAUCCGUCAUUGUCCAUCGAGGUCAAUUGAUGUAUCAGGAUGAUUUUGAUGCGUUAUUGAAGAAUAGUGAACAGGGAAAUUUGAUUGCUUUCAAUAGUUUUUUAUCGACCACCUUUGAUCUCGAUGUCGCCUCAGUCUUUGCCGGAUCGAAUACGAAUACUAAUCCAAACGAAAUUCCGGUUAUUUUUCAACUUGUUCUCAAUUUGGAGCAGAGCAAAUUACCGAUAGUUAACAUUACACAUUUUAGUUCUGUGCGUAGCGAGAAUGAAACACUUAUAGCUAUGGGUAGCGUUUUUCGAAUUGAUCAAAUCACUGAAGAUAAAGAGAACAGAGUUUGGCAUGUAGAGUUGACUUUGAAUGAUGAAGUAAGCGAACGGUUAAGUUCGAUGAUUCGUUAUUUGAAAGAACAAACGGGUAAUCAAUCAACAUUGAUAGUUCUCGGACGUUUUCUCGGUGAUAUGGGUGAUCUGUAUCGAUCUGAACGAUAUUUUCGACUACUUCUGCGUGAUUUACCAGCCGAUCAUCCUGAUAUCGGUACUAUCUUGAACAAUCUUGGGAUACUUUUACACAAGCAAAAUCAACACAAUGAAGCCAUCGCGCUCUUUCGACAGGCUCUUCAGGUUCUCCCCGAUGACCAUGGUGAUCAAGUAUGUGUAUAUACAAGUAUGGGUGCAAGUUAUCAAGCCUUAGGUAACGAUAAAGAAGCAUUGAGUGCCUAUUUUAAAGCAUUGGAAUUUAAAAUGUUUCCAGAAGAUAAAGCAAAGAUUUACAAUAAUAUGGCUUGUAUCUAUAGGCAUCAACAUCAAUAUGACGAAUCAAUCCGUUAUCACGAAUUAUCACUUUAG